AUUAAGGCCUGCCUCAGAGUGAGAGAGCACUCCCUGCCCAGCUGUGCAAGGGAGAGCUGACAGCACCACCACCACCACCAAGCAUGAAGCUCCUGGGGAUUGCCUUCUUUUUCCUAGCUGUACUCUGUGUUUGCACUGUGGGAGAAACUGUUACUCUAACCAGUACCCUCCAUGCAACCGUUUCUGCAUCAACAUCAAAAUCUGUAAUGGAAGCUGCAUCAAUUUCACAAGCAACAGCAUUGCAAGUGUCAGUGCUGACGACAACUGCAAUCAGAGCUACAAAUGAAUCCAUCACAAGCAACUCCACGACUUCUUCACCUAAUACUACACAACAAAUAACACAAGGUACAACAACACAACCAUCAGUAAAAGCGACCACUACAGCAGCAGAUAAAAGUGUCAGCACAACAAAAACUACACAAGCAAGUGGAACACAAUUGGCACAAAAUGAGAGUUUGGAUGCUUCAUCUACUAAGGCGUGGUCUUUUUCUUCUACAAUGUCUCCACAAAAAAACACUUCUGCUCCUGGAACCUCAGGCCUUCACAUGAGCUCCCCGACAGAAUCGACAACUUUCGGCAGUCCUGGAAGCAGUUCUGGAAACAAGAAAGUGCCAGAGAGUGCUAUCCACUAUUCUAGCGUUAUCUUGCCAAUUGUCAUCACCUUGAUAGUCAUUACCCUUUCUGUCUUCUCACUGGUGGCUUUGUACAGAAUGUGCCAGAAGAAAACUCCAGAGAGACAAGAAAACGGCACUGAACAGGCCCAAUCAGAUAAAGAAGGAGUCAAACUUCUUUCUGUGAAGACAACUUCUCCUGAGACUGGAUCCAGGUGGAUGCCUGUAGGAGCCGGUGAAGAAGCCGGGUCUCUCGGUGUGGCACUCUGUCACUGAAAAUUCCCUUCCCUCCUCCUCUCACUUGCAAGAUAAGCAAUGCAGGUCAGCGGAGAGCAGUCUCCUGGCAUGCUGCG
Molecule: messenger RNA, 964 nt
Organism: Gavia stellata (red-throated loon)
Lineage: Eukaryota; Metazoa; Chordata; Aves; Gaviiformes; Gaviidae
Gene: EMCN
Product: endomucin
Exons: 11
Coding region: 84-887 (267 amino acids)
Source: RefSeq, a predicted model, not a curated record